GUGUCGCGUCAAGGCGCGCGUCUCCUGCAACGUUUGUAUAUCGGAAACCAGUUCUGUGUGACUAGGUGACCUGGUGACUAGGUCUAGUGUAUCGUGUCUUUACUGAGAUGUGAGUGUGUUACUGGUGUGUGUGUACUUCAGGAAACACCGUAGGUGUGGUGUUUGGUAUGCGCGGCGUACGCGCGCGGCGUUAGCGAGCGAUGGUUCGUGCGCAGCCUCUCGCGCGCCUGCUGCUGCUCUGUCUGACCCACCUCUCGCCGCCUGGAGCGUGCGACGUAGCAGGCGGUGCGGGGUCAGUAAACUCUUUGCCGGCAGCCGGAAGCGCACGACUGGCGCCAUCUUUUGACGCUGCCACGCCGAAGAACGUUACGGCUCUCGUCGGGAAAUCCGCUUACCUCAGCUGCCGUGUCAGAAAUCUUGGGAAUAGAACGGUGUCAUGGAUCCGGCACCGCGAUCUACACAUCUUGACGGUGGGCGGUUAUACGUACACAUCCGACCAGCGAUUCCAAGCGUCGCACUCGCCGCACACCGACGACUGGACGCUGCAGAUCAAGUGGGCCCAGCAACGCGAUGCCGGCGUCUACGAGUGCCAGGUCUCCACGCAGCCCGUACGCUCAUUCUUCGUCACAUUACAUGUCGUUGAUUGUGACGAGAUCUACCAACGGAUGUUCUCAGACGCAGUGCCCUCGGCGCGUAUCCUGGGUGGCCCCGACCUUCAUGUGGAUAUGGGAUCCACCAUCAAUCUGACCUGCCUCAUCCAGUUCAGCCCCGAGCCCCCUGCCUACGUGUUCUGGUACCACGAGGACGAGGUGAGCGGCCGAAAACAGGUGAUCUCGUACGAUUCGGCGCGCGGCGGCGUGUCGGUGGUGACGGAGAAGGGCGCGGCCACGACGUCGUAUCUGCUGGUGCAGGACGCAGCGCCCGCCGACUCCGGCCGCUACUCCUGCGCACCCUCUAACGCCGACCUAGCCUCCGUGCGAGUGCAUGUGCUCAAUGGCGAGAGACCGGCGGCGAUGCAGACGGGAUCGGCGGGUCUGUCGGACAGCUCGCGGGCUAUCGCGCUGCUGCUGGUCGCCUCGCUACUGCACGCGCGUCUGCGCUCCGCCCUGCUCGCGAGCUGAUCGCCGCCCAAUUACACGCGUCUUAACUAAGGUUUUUUAUGAGCGAAAUAUAACUGCGAGUCCUCUGGAUUCAUAUUCACCGCGGGGGCGUUCUUAGACGACGUCGCCGUGGUCGUGAAAGCGAUUGACGAACCGGUGCCGGCUACUCUUGUACAGAAAAUCUUAUUUCUUAAUUAAAUAACUUACGAAUAAAGGAUAAAUGUGUAAUUAAAACUCAGAGAAUCGUUACAUAAUUGUUAUAACGUAAGUGAAAUGGAACGUCUCACAAUUAGAUUUUUGUAAAACUUCGCUCGAAUUAGCCGUUGUAAAUAGUAUGGUUCGCGGCAGACGGUGGGUCACAAGCAAGUAACUGACGGGUCCUACUCUAACAACUCCUCUGGUCCGAGUAUCCCGUGAUGAAAGUUAUCAACUCUGUUUGGACUCGAACGAAAGGUAUCAAAUUUUGUCUUAAAGACGCAUUUAUAACUUGAUCGUUGUGUUCCGAGUUAAACUAUUCACUGUAUAUAAUCUUAUUUUAAAUAUUAUUUUUAUCAGGAAAAGUUAUAACUACUUCAGAGUCCAGGAUACGAUGACCAGCCAUAGGAGCAAAUUAAAUUCACAUUUGUCAGUGUAAAAUUGAUAUUUUUAAGAUUAUACGUUUAAUAUUGAAUUAUCUCGUUGAAAGUCUUAAAAAGCUGUAUUGUAAAGACGGUGGUAUUCCAAAUUAAUUAAUAAAUAUGGUUUACUGAUUAUUAUUCGUGAAUUUAAAAUAAGUGUGUAAUGUUUUUAUACCGCGCCACUCUAGAAAUAGAAACCUUAAAUAAUAAUUGUUAUACAAAAGAUUAUAGAGGAACAGAUCAGUUGAUCGUUAUCUUUUGCUGUUCGUGUAAAUAACUAUUAAUAACGAGAGAGGUUUGAGUAGGUAUAGGUACUUGUUUGGAACAGUAACAACAUAAUAGUUCUGGCGGUCAUGCUUGUUUCAUUGUAAUUCUAUUAUUUUGUUUUCAGAUGUACCUAAUUAAUAAAAUCUGUAAAAUCAUGAUGAUGUAAUUAAAUUUUGUAUGUUGAAUGAUUUCGUGUUCAAGGAAUUGAAAUCGUUGUGCGAAUUAAUUUGGUAAUUACUUCAAUCUAGCGAAUUUAAAUUUAUUUUAAAGUAAAACAACUAUAUUUAUAAAUAUAGCG
Pieris napi is the source of this 2282-nucleotide messenger RNA. Its product is annotated as zwei Ig domain protein zig-8-like. The transcript is spliced from 8 exons. Gene Ontology annotation, cellular component: neuron projection membrane. Gene Ontology annotation, biological process: synapse organization. NCBI's taxonomy places the organism in Eukaryota, Metazoa, Arthropoda, Insecta, Lepidoptera, Pieridae. The coding region runs from base 201 to 1121 and encodes 306 amino acids. The record is from RefSeq and is a predicted model, not a curated record.